AUGGAGUGCGAUCGAUGGUGCCUUUUCGAGAUGCUGUUUGUGUCGGCGAUUUGGGGCACAACGAAUCCGUUUAUGAGAAUCGGUGCCAAGUACGGCUCGAGUGCCGGAAACGAGACGGGAUUUCUCCAAAAAUCAUUGUCAACGGUGGCGAAUUGGCGCUUUUUCCUUCCAUUUCUCGUCAAUCAAUUUGGCUCGAUCUCUUUCACCUUUCUCGUGGCUCGUUUGCCCGUCUCGAUUGUGGUGCCCACCGUCAACUCAUUGCAAUUCGUUUUCGCGGCACUUGCAGGGCAAUUCCUCGGUGAGCGCCUUUCUCAGCGCGGCUUUUUCGGGUGUUUUCUAAUUCUCAUCGGCGUCAUCCUAAUGCUUUUCACUGAGCUUCAAAAAUCAUCU
This is a messenger RNA of Mesorhabditis belari, 390 nucleotides long. The record is from the annotation of a GenBank genome assembly. NCBI's taxonomy places the organism in Eukaryota, Metazoa, Nematoda, Chromadorea, Rhabditida, Rhabditidae.